UAACUUGAUCGUGGUCCAAAAUAAAGUGUCUUACGUCAUGACGUCCGCCGAUGACGCGCACGCCGUCUCCGCCCCCGUCAGCGAGAGCGCACAUUCCUAUUGUCCAAGAUGGCGGCGUAGGUGCAGGUCCUCCGCGGCUGACAUGUUUUUAAACGAGUUAAGGCUUUUAUUUCGAUAUAUAUGCAAGUGUUCCGCGCCGUGAGCGGUCGGGUGUCUCUGUCGAAGCUGUCGUCUGCCUCGCGCUUUGUGCUAACACCCCCGGAUAUCCCUCCGCGAGCCGGAUUCUCCUCGUUGCAGGCACCGAAAAGUUUGAGCUCCAUCAUCCUUUGACUAUGAAGCGGCAGGCCGGGAGAGAGGCCAGUCCGUCCAGGGCCGUCGCUAAGCGGAUCCGGGACCGGGACCGGGACCGGGAGAGCGGACGGAGGGAGGAGCUCCCGCCGCCCCCCCUGGCCCUCCUGCUGGCGGAGAGCCGGGGGUACCACCGCCGCAGCCGGAGCAGGGAGCGGGAGAAGCCGCGGCUCAGAGACGAGCGCGCCGCCGCCGCCGCCGCCGCCGCCGCUGCUGCCCUGGAGCUCCACCACAGGCACGAGCUCAGCCUCCUCGGCCGCGCGCCGCCGCCUCCGCCGCUGCCGCUCCGCACGACGGCCGCCGCCGCUGCCGCUGCCGCCGCCGCGGAGCUCCCCGCCGCCGCCCGACCGGGCACGUUGGAGUACAAGACGCUGCUCAUCAGCAACCUCGGCUCGCAGGUGUCGGACGAGGACGUGGAGGACGCUUUGUUCCACGAGUUCAAAAAGUUUGGGGACGUGAGCGUGAAGCUGUCGCACACGCCGGAGCUGGGACGCAUCGCGUACGUCAACUUCCGGCACCCGGAGGACGCGAAGGAGGCCCGGCACGCCAAGUCGUCCAGGUUAGUGCUCGGCGAGCGGCAGUUAAAAAUUGAACCCAUGUACGUCAGACGACGCAGCGUCACGCCGCCCGACGCGGGCGCGUACCUGCCGCUGCACGCGCCGUUCGCCUACCGGCAGCGGUCCAUCUCCCCGCCGGGUCCGGGUGCGAGCAACAUCCGGGACAUCAGAGCCAGGCACUACGCCCUGGAGACCCUGGGUCUCAGCAGAGAGAGGGAGAGGCUCUUGGAUUAUUAUGGGAUGCUGGACGAGAGGGGGCGGCCCUACGGCGUCCCCACCAUGCCGGUGGUGGAGGACUUAAAACCGGAGGACGACCAGCGGGCGACCAGCAACCUUUUUAUCGGGAACUUGGACGGUAAUGUGACGGAGGCCGAGCUGAGACGGGGGUUCGACAAGUACGGCGUCAUCGAGGACGUCGUGAUCAAGCGCCCCGCCCGUGGACAGGGGGGCGCGUAUGCUUUCGUGAAGUUUCAGAACCUGGACAUGGCGCACCGGGCCAAAGUGGCCAUGCAGGGGCGCCUCAUGGGCGGGAACCCGAUAAAGAUCGGCUACGGCAAAGCUAACCCCACCACGCGGCUCUGGGUGGGGGGUCUCGGACCCGGGAACUCCCUCGCCGCCCUGGCGCGGGAGUUCGACCGCUUCGGGAGCAUACGGAGCAUCGACUACGGGAAGGGGGACAGUUUUGCUUACAUCCAGUAUGAGAGUCUGGACGCCGCCCAAGCCGCCUGCGGCCAGAUGAGGGGCUUCCCCCUGGGGGGCCCCGAGCGGCGCUUGAGGGUCGACUUUGCCAAAGUGGAGGAGAGCCCGUCUCGGCCGUUCCCCCCCGGGUACCAGCCGCCGGUCGGCGCCGCCCCGUCCCACUACGACAUUCUCGGGGACGCCUACAGCCGCCAUCGCAGCCUGGAGCGGGAGCUGCGGGGCGCGAGGGACCGCUCGCCGCCGCCGCCGCCGCCCGGCUACGGGCUCGUCUCGGCGAGGGAGCGGGAGCGAGAGAGGGAGAGGGAGCGAGCCCUGCUGGAAAGAGACUUUCCCAGCAGCCCCACCCGCAGCCUGGAGAGGAGGGCGGGCGGCGUGGAGGCGUUCGGGCGCAGCGGCAGGACGGCGAGGAGCCGCAGCCGCAGCCGGGAGCGGUGGCUGAAGGAGCGGGAGGAGAGGAGGAACCGCCGGAGGAGUCUGUCCGCCGAUCGCCCGGCGGAGGAGCGAGAGAGGGAGAAGGACAGAGAGAAGGAGAAGGGGAGGUCGCGGGUCCGGGGGCCGGUUUCCCCGGACGCGAGCCCCGACCGGGCGCAGGUUCGGGCGCCAGACUCCACCACCGAGCCGAGAGACCACUCCCCCGCCGCCGCCGCCGCCAACGACGACGUCCCGCCGCCGAGCCGACACCACGGCAAAAGAUCCGGCGAACACAUCAACAACAACAACAACAACCACCACCACCACCGCGGCGAGGUAAUCACCGCCGUCUCCCCCGCCGCCCAAGCCGACGCCACGCACACGUCCUCGUCCCCCCCCGGCACGCUGUCGGAGUUCGCCCAGGCGUCGCUGCCCAAGACGUGGCACGGCUUCUUCGCCCUGAAGAACAGCAGCUUCCCCACGGAGCUGUACCUGCUGGAGGGCGGCGCCGCCUUCUUCGGCGCCGUGAUGCGCGACACGCUGCGGCUGCAGAGCCAGAACCAGCCGGGCCAGCUGAAGAUCGCCCAGCGGCUCCGCAUGGACCAGACCCGGCUCGACGAGGUGACGCGGCGCAUCAAGCUGGGCCGGCCCGACGGGUUCGCCAUCCUGCUGGCGCUGCAGGGCCCCAUCGACCGCCAGGCGCCCGCCCCGGAGCCGGGUCUGCAGGCCCGGCUGCUGCGCCACCUGGUGACCUACCUGCGGAACAAGGAGGCGGCGGGGGUGGUGAGUCUGCCCGGCGCCAAGGAGGGCGGGCCCGGCGCCAUGCUGUACGCGUUCCCCCCCGGCGUGUUCUCGCAGCAGUACCUGCACGCCGCCAAGAGGACUGUGGGUAAUCUGGACGAGGAGCACAUGGUUAUUGUGAUAGUCAGUGACACUAAUUGAUUGUUAUGUUAAUUGAAGGUUACAGACACUUAAAGUUACACACACAUACAGAGACACACAGACAUGCACACACAGACAUGCACACACACACAGAGACACACACAUGCACACACACACACACACACAGAGACACACACACAUGCACGCACACACACACACACACACACACACAGAGGAAACGUAACUACAAAUACUUCAAU
Etheostoma cragini (Arkansas darter) is the source of this 3157-nucleotide messenger RNA. RefSeq names its product RNA binding motif protein 15B (gene rbm15b). Gene Ontology annotation, biological process: regulation of alternative mRNA splicing, via spliceosome. The coding region runs from base 333 to 2957 and encodes 874 amino acids. Gene Ontology annotation, cellular component: nucleus. The record is from RefSeq and is a predicted model, not a curated record. The transcript has a single exon. Gene Ontology annotation, molecular function: mRNA binding. Lineage: Eukaryota; Metazoa; Chordata; Actinopteri; Perciformes; Percidae.